CACCAAAUUCAUCCGCUCUAUUGACACUUUACUGUAAUGGCGACGAAACUUCCCCGGUGCGCGUAAAAUAAUAAUACCGGAUUUACCUGUGUUUUUCGUGUAAAAGAUUCGUAAACAGUUGGAAUUAAACAGAAAAUAUUUAAUAUUUUAUAUUCUCGCAUUCAAAUCAAGUAUGGACUUACAAUCUUUCUUGGAAAUUAUUGCAACCUAAACAAAAAUACAAACAAUGGAUAAUGUAGAAUCGAGUCUGCCUGGAGGAAAUGCCCCAGCUCACUGGUAUGACACGUGGGACCGCCAGACCAGUCAGUCCUUUUCCAAUGCUGCAAAAGGACUACGAAAUGCUCCUGGAGAGAAUAACUGCUUUCUUAAUAGUGCUGUCCAGGUUUUCUGGCAUAUUGAUGUGUUCAGACGUAGUUACAGAAGACUUUCGGGACAUCUUUGCAUGGGCCAUUCCUGUAUCUUCUGUGCACUCAAGGUGAUAUUUACCCAGUUUCAGUACAGUGAUCAGGCUUCUCUUCAACCUAGUGCCCUGAGGAAGGCACUAGCUAACACUUUCGCAAAACAAGAAAGAUUUCAGCUAGGUCAUAUGGAUGAUGCAGCGGAAUGUUUCGAGAAUAUUUUGAAUCGUAUCCACUACCACAUCGCCAACAGUUACAACGAGGAUGCAUGCAAUGCCCCACACUGUAUUUCACAUCAAAAAUUUGCCAUGACAGUUUUUGAUCAGCUGGUAUGUCCAUGUGGGGCUACAUCGGAGCCAUUAAAGUUUUAUGAAAUGGUACACUACAUCUCUGCUAAUGCCUUAGUGUCACAGUCUAGGACAAUGCAGGAGAGUGGGGACAUAUUGCACCCCAGUAGGUUUGGGCUUCUCCUCAGAAAUGCUGGAGCUGUAGGGGACAUCAGAGAUUGUCCAGGUAACUGUGGUAAAAGAGUACAGAUAAGAAGAACACUUCUAAACAUACCUGAUGUUGUGAGUAUAGGUCUUGUAUGGGGAUCAGACAAGGCAGAUCCUGAACUUGCCGCCGAGGUGACAAGAACGAUUGGCACAACAAUACUUUACCCAGAUAUGUUCCACUCAGUAAUGUGUAAUGAUGCAAGCCAGUUGCCACGAUUACACCUGACAUCAGUAGUAUGUUACUAUGGGAAACACUAUUCCACUUUCAUCUUCCACACUAAACUGCAAGAAUGGGUUUAUUUUGAUGAUGCUACAGUCAGACAAGUUGGAAAAAGAUGGGAGCAAGUUGUAGAACGUAUUGUUAAAAGUAGAUACCAGCCUCUUCUGUUAAUUUACACAAACCAGAAUGCUCAGCCUGUUCCUACUGAGACUGCACCAAGUACAAGGGUUAUGGCCCCUGGAUACUCUAUGACACCAGGAAAAGGUCAGGAAGAUAACAAAGGACAACCAAAUUUACCUGAAAAAGCCCAGACUGAUUCUCAGAAUUCAAGAAGAUCUGGAACUCCAGGUUUUAACAGAACAGAUAGCAACCAGUCAGAGAAAGAGCCACUUGAAAGGACAUCAAGUUUUGAGAAUCGUCGUCAGUCAAGUUUUAUGUUGGCAGUGACUAGACAGAAAAAUAAAGAAGAAGCGAUAUAUGCUGUGCCUCAUAACAAUAACAAGAUAAUGAAUUCUCAGAAAGAUAUAAGUCAGUGUGACCCAAGACCUGGGUAUGUGAAGCAGAAUUCUGUUGGUUACCUUGCCGACAUUCCUGAUGGACCUGAGGAUUCUGAUAGUUACAAUUACACUUUGUCAAACAGUGAUCAGUAUCGGAGACCUGCAAUAAAUGUCAGUGAUCCACAUAAACUUCCUUUGACUCAGAAUUUCUCUCGGACAGCUGAACAACAAAGAAAAGACAGUUUCAAAAAAGGGAAAGGGAAAGUUGCAGGUGAUGUUAUUCGGUAUCACGUUGAUGGUUCAAGAAGAUCGUCACAGUCUUCUGAAUCUGAUAUGAACUCUUCAAUCAGUGAAACAACAAAUGGGCCCCAUGUCUCUAAUAGUAAACCAGCACUUCCAGUGAAACCUAAAAAUGUGCAAACUAGAUCUCAGAGUGUAGAGGAGAAUAUGUCUAACAUGACAGACAGAAGUAACAGUUCUCAUAAAGUGGUUAAACCUCUCCCAACCAGUGCUCCACUGUACGACAAUAAGGAUUCUGUAACACGUGCACAUACACCAGUUCAGUCUGGGCUGGCAACACUUCCAAGGAGUAAGAAAUCGGGCAAUUUACCAAACAGCAAUAGUAAUUCAUCAAUGCCAUCGUCAUCAUCAUCUUCAUCAUUAACAUCGAUGUCACAUACUCAACCCCGAGCAGGAUCUCAGCAAAUGGCAGCUCCGCAUCAGCAAUAUUCAUAUGAAGGCCCUCCACCACCAUACACCAUUCACUCUAACCAUCCUGUACAUGCAGGCUACCAAAACUGUCUCACAUACCAGAAUAUUGUCGAAAAUGACAUGCAUUCUCGUCAGAGUUCAAGCAGCAGUAUUUUGAGUUCAGGAACUGUUGUUGAAUGCCCAGUCUCAGAGAUUGAUUCACACACCAGGCAGAUGUCAACUGCCAGUCAGGACACUCUCACAGAUAAACCUAAAGAACAAAAAACUAAAAGUAAGAAAAAGGACAAGGAUGAUAAAAAGAAAGAUGAAAGUAAACAAAAGAAAGACGAAAAGAAAACAAAGAGUAAGAAAGAUAAAAGUUCUAAGAAUUCAAAUUCAGACAAACCUCCUCCUGUUCCAGACAAGAAGCAAGGAGAUGAGGGAUAUUCAGAAGAGAGGUACUACAUAGACCCGAGGAUGGUUGAAAGUGUUCUCAGUGCACAGAAGCUGCAACGGUCAGGUUCCUGUGUGAGCCAAGCCAGUACAAGCAGUAUAGAGUCUGAUACCUAUAACAGAGGGCGUGGCGUGACCCCUAAGGAUAACCUGUCGACAGAAAUUCCUUUUGAUGCUGCCUCCCUGGAUUCCCACAAAGAUUCGGGGUAUGCCAGCAGUGACAGAAACAGUUCAAGCUCUACCGGUAGUAUCACCAUGAAUCCGUAUGAACAGUAUUUUCUAUCUCGCAGUAUGAUUCCACCUAAGACAAUCAAUCAGCAGAACAUUGCAGAAAACAUGAGAAAACUUAUGGACAAUGGUUCAGGGAUGAAUGGCCUUGAAUACACACAAGAAAAGGAUCUCAAAUCAUUAGUAAUGAAUUCAAAUGAGUAUUAUGGACAGAAUCAGACUGUUGGACAUUGCCAGCAGAUGAAUCCAAACUACCCAAAGUCAGGUUCGAAGGAUAUCAUGACAUUACCAAAAGCUGAGAGAGAUCAACACCUAAUAGACGCUUUGAGUGGCAGGAGUAAAGCAGGUCUUCCACCCCAAGUGCCCCCUAAACUUCCUCAAGGUCAUCCACACCAAGGUCAAGGGCCUCUGCAACAAAGUCAAGGGCCGCAUAUUUCAGAAAGAAAUAAUGAUAAAGGUAUGCCACAGAAUGUUCCCGAUACAGUCAGCCAGCCAGUCAGCAAGCUCCCGUCUUCAUUUCGUGAAGGUAACGAGCAGUUUAUAGCCCUGUGCCAGAAGGCAGAAGACUUUAUGGAUAGCUGUGUCCUUGCCGAGACUUCGGAACAAUACGGCAGUGCUCUAGGGUUCUGUCAACAGGCGAUAGACCACCUAAAAACUGCCAUGAAGAUGCCAAACUUGGGACAAUCACUGUAUAUCACAGCUCAGAAGAAAUCGAACUCUUGUGUGAUCAAGUUUCGCAGUCUGCAGAAAAGACUGAUGGCUCGUCAAGAAUCAAACACAUCCUCCAAUAGCAGUGAUAGUGGAAUCAAUCCAGACUACAGAAGUCGCAGUGGAUAUUUUGGUCAACAAAAAUCACAGUCUCACUUACAAAGUCAGAGCAAUGGAAGUAAGCCACCUUCUAGGUCUAGCUCCCAGAACUCUAUGGACAGUCUGAGCAGCUCCGGUCGUAGUGCGACACCUGUCUUUGAUAAAGUGAUGAGACCCUCAACAAGUGAACGAGUUCCUCCUGUGGAGCCCCACAUGCCUCCUGCGGAGUAUCACAAUGCAUACAAGGACAGGAGUUUCGAGACAAACAUUCCUGACACAAAUACAAACAAUGCUGAUCUCUAUGGGACACUUCCACGACGGAAGACCCAGAAAUCUCAAGAACAUGUCCGCCAGUGCAAUAAUCAGAAACAUGAAGCAGAAGUUUAUCAUGACUUUUUAGAAAAUCAGAGACGACAGUGUGGCAAUCACAGUCGGACUAAUUCUGGAGCUAGGACUCCUGUGAAUGAGACCAGUCCUAGUGAUUAUCCAAAUUAUCCCCAUCAUCAAGGACAGUUUGUGUCAAACAAUACCUAUGAUGGUGUCAGUAGAAACAUCACUGGCCAGUCUUCAGGGACGAACUUUGGUCAAAAUCAUGGUAUUAAACAAAUUCCUGUUGUACCACCAAAAAUAGGGAACCAGUCACAGCAUACUGAGGUUUGUUACCAUUCAAGAUCAGUGGCACUUCCUGUAUCUACAAGAGAACCAGUCUCGUUAAUGUCAACCAGUCAGACUACCAACAGUGAGCAUGGUUACCGAAACUACCAGAGCAUUGCCAGUGAUAACAAUAAUGGUGAUUUCUUCAAAAAUCCACCUGUAGUUAGACCUGGCUUAUAUGGCACUUUGCCCAGCCAUGUAAGAACUGGUAAAGUACCCACUAGCAAGCCUUUUGCCUCGUCAGCUGCAAUUCAAACUGCUUACUCCAUGCAACUACCAGUCAAAUGUGCAGAUCUCUGUGAGCCGGUAGCCUCGGCUGCACAGUUUGGCAGUUCAGACCGCUACCGGUCAAGGGAGACACGCAGACAGCUAGAUCGCAGUGCUUCUUUUUCACAUCCUGCUAGGCCAUCAACCUAUUUAUUUACACAACCUAGAGCAGAUGAGCGUAAGUUGGGCAGUAAGGGCGGGUUAAUGAACUCAAAACACAAUGGCGCAAGCCAGCCAGAUUUGCGGAAAUUGUGUGAGGAACCAGUGAAUAUACCACAAAGACCACUGACACCCCAGGUGCUGUGUCCCGACUCCAAUGAAGGUGAUGAACACAGGCCAGUAAGUGUACGUGCUUUGACGUCAAGGUUCGAAUCUGCAACAGUUUCUAGUGAUUCUAAAACAGACAAUCAAUCAGUUAAUUGUGUUCAGAAUGUAAACAGUAAUUCACAUUCACAGUUGGGACCAGUAAAUAGUGUUCCAGUGGAUCCUAAUGGAACUUCGCGUGUAACAUUGCAAAGACAACGAAGUAAAUCAGAAUCUGAAUCUCUGGCCCAGCAGCCACAAAGACCCAAAUCUGUUCUUGCUAAAAAGGGAAAGAAUAGUGACAGGUUAAACAAACCACGCAAGUCUGUGACAUUUUCAGAAGAUAUUUGUCUAGUUUCUGCAGCAGACGGCAGCUUUGGCAUUAUGGGUAAUGGGAACCAAAUGACAUACGCUGGGUACCAAGGUGAUGAUAAAGUAACAUCACAGAUCUCAUAUAGAAAAAAUGAAGAAACUGACAGUUCAACAAGUGACUCACCUGUAGAGGUGAUAGGGGAAGGGGCUUGUACACUGUGUCAUAAACAAGGGGUGGAAAUAGGGCAAAAUUACUGUGCCAAGUGUACAUAUUAUAUGAGUCGAUUCACUCCCAGGUAGCAUAUACCUAUUUUUUAGGUCUAGAGUAAUAUUUAAUAUUCUAUACUAAAUAUAUUUUUGUAGCAUUCCUGUGGUAAAAAUUGAUUCUUCAUACAGUUUUAUUACUCCUACAUCCAUCAAAUUUCAUAGUUUUAGAACUUAAAAAAGGGUACAGGUACUCUGUUUUUGGUUUUAUGACUCGUUUAUUUUUGGUUUAGAUUUUACUAAUGUCUCAGAUUUUACCACAGUGUAGAAUGUUUUACUGCCAUAAUUGUUAAAGAUAACUUACAUGUAUAUACAGCAUUCCUUUUCUGUUCUUGUUUUGUUACUGACCUAAGAAUGGAUUCUUUUUAUGUGUUUAAGGAAAUAUUCUUUUAUGUAUUGUGUUUUGUUCUUGUGAAAUAUGUAUUGCUUAAUGUCAGUGAAAUAUGGCUGCAUUAUUCCCAUCUAAAACAUUCAUCAACUGAUCAAACAUUCCAUUUUAUAUAUGUUCAGGAACAAACUAUGUGUUCAUAAAUAUAUAGAAAUCCUUUUCUAUAUGUUUGACAUAUCAUAAAUGACAAAAUUGUGUUUUCUAUACAAAUUGUAUAUGCAUUUGAACUACAUGUACAAGACUUUCUGUUGGCACUUAAUUAUAGAAAAUACAAGACUUUUCAAGCGCAGGAGAGGAGACAUUUUUAUCAAAGUAUUUUCAUAGAAAUUGCAAAUCUGUUCAAAUUAUUUUGCAAUUUAUGUGCAAAUUACAGAGUAAAAAUAAUCUUCUCUAUGCAGUUUGUCAUGUCUGUGGACUUCAUUAACUGGUAGGUUUCAAAUUUGGCACUAGACUGUCUCCUGUCCCUGUGUUCUGUCAUAUUUCUCAUAUACAUAAGUUUUCUUAAUUAACAGUGAAAGUUACUCCAGCAGUUUGUUUCUACAUUGACAUUCUUUUUUUGUCCCUGGCUCCGAACAUAGGUAUGGUUUAGCCAUCAGAUAAAAAUGUGCUUUUUUAGAGGCUUCAGAUUUUCUUAUAAAAUGUUUGCAGUAUUUAUAUAAAGAAAUAACAAUGCAGCCAGGGAGCCAGGCUAAUUGGACACAAAUAAAAUCACGUUCUUUCAAGUUGUUCAGGUUUUUCAGUAUAUAAUCUUUCUAGUUUACUUUUAUAAAACUUUUAUUUUCAAAUUAUCUAUGUAAAAAACACUAUGUCCAUCUAAAAGAAUAUAGAAUAAUCGUGUUCUUGAAAAAGUUUUGCAGAUUUUAUCAUUCUUUUAGAAACUGUUACUUAGUUGAGGAAGUCUUGUACGAUAAAAUCAGGGGUUGCAUUUGAAAACUGCAAUAUAUACAUUGUUUUAUUAGGUGAAUAGUGCUAGUCACUAACAUUACAUUAUUUUUUUAUAUAAUAAAAUUUCAUCAGUCAGACCUUUUAUGAAUUCAUAUUAUCAUAGUCUGUUUUUGAAAUCCAUAUUGUGGUUGUAAACUUGUAAAUCUAUAUUCUACAAGAAUAAACUUCUUAUUUUAUUGAAAUGAGCCGUGCCAUGAGAAAACCAACAUAGUGGCUUUGCGACCAGCAUGGAUCCAGACCAGCCUGCGCAUCCGCGCAGUCUGGUCAGGAUCCAUGCUGUUCGCUUUUAAAGCCUAUUGGGAUUGGAGAAACUGAUAGUGAACAGCAUGGAUUCUGACCAGACUGCGCGGAUGCGCAGGCUGGUCUGGAUCCAUGCUGGUCGCAAAGCCACUAUGUUGGUUUUCCCAUGGCACGGCUCAAAUUUAUUUUAUGACUGUGUUGUAAGACAUUUUUAAAUGAUCUUGCAAUGCUUUUAUGUUCUGUGCAGCAUUUAAAAUCAUGUUAAUUGUAUUUGCCUUAAGUGUAUAUAUUGAGUCUUGCCUGUGAUAGAUCAGAUCAAAUAUUUACAUGAUGUAUAUGUCUUUGUGUAACACAAUUAAUAUGUGUCUGAAAAUAUGUGUAUAUAAUAUUGUGUUUACAUAAAUAUUGAUGUUAUGUGUUGAAAUGCAUGAUAAAUGUAUUGUUUUAACACCUGUUGCCUUAUCAAAUGAUGUUGUUGGUUAGGCCUUAUCUAUUGUUGUCGAGACUGUUGUGUUUUCACAAAGUUAUGUAUCUAGACCAUUGUUCCCUGCUACCGAAAAGUCCCAAUGCAGUUUUGGGCCUAUUGUUCAAGACCUAGCCAGUAGUUUGGAUAUUGUUGGUAAAAAGUUAAUUUAGUAAAACUGCCUUGUGAGUAAUACUCCUCCGUAACUGUGUAAAAGCUUAACUGUUAAUUCUGUAAGUUGUACCUCAUCAGUACUACAAAACAAAAGUAGAACACCAGUAGUGGCUUUACACGAAGCUUUUGAAAUUUUACACAGCCAUGUUUAACAGUCACUGUGAUUUUUAUUUAAAAGGCAGCAGGGAUACUUGUUAAAGAAUAAAUUACAAUUGCUAGAAAAAGACACUGUCGAUAUCACAUUCCAUAUCAUAAUAGAGAAAUGUUUGAUCUCUAUUAUCCGAGCCAGAUAUUACACAUAUCACUUGCUGUUGUAUUUUUUUGCAUAUCAAAUUACAUGUAUAUAGUCUUAUCAUAUAAAAAUUCCAUUACCCCAUGUUGUUAAUUGCAUUAUUGUUUGAUGAAUUUAUCAUUAUUGCAUAUUUACAAUGUUGAAUGAAUUUAUGAAUGAAACAAAUGGAAAAAUUAAAAAUAAAAAUAAUAA
Molecule: messenger RNA, 8281 nt
Organism: Mercenaria mercenaria
Lineage: Eukaryota; Metazoa; Mollusca; Bivalvia; Venerida; Veneridae
Exons: 17
Coding region: 227-5623 (1798 amino acids)
Biological process (GO): protein deubiquitination
Molecular function (GO): cysteine-type deubiquitinase activity
Source: RefSeq, a predicted model, not a curated record